This is a messenger RNA of Triticum turgidum subsp. durum (durum wheat), 4296 nucleotides long. NCBI's taxonomy places the organism in Eukaryota, Viridiplantae, Streptophyta, Magnoliopsida, Poales, Poaceae. The record is from the annotation of a GenBank genome assembly.
AUGGCGAUGGUGUUGGAUGCUUUUGCAUCCUACAUCGGGGACUACCUCAAGCAGGUGGUACAAGAUGAGCUCGGAACGAUGCUGGGCGUCUCGGGCGAGAUCGACAAGUUGGGCAACAAGCUCCAAGACCUCAAGAACUUCCUCGCUGACGCCGAUAGGAGAAACAUCACCGACGAGGCCGUCCAAGUCUGGGUGGGUCAGCUCAAGCGCGCCAUGUAUGAAGCUGCUGAUAUCCUUGAUCUCUGCCAGCUCAAGGCCAUGGAGCGUGGGUCAUCCUCCUCAGAUGCAUUGUGUUGCAAUCCCUUGCUUUUCUGCAUGAGGAAUCCCUUCCAUGCUCGUGAGAUCGGCACCCGCAUCAAGGCGCUCAACAAGAGGCUCGACUCCAUCAAGGAGCGGAGCGCUACUUUCAACUUCAUCAAUCUUGGGUCCUAUGCAGAUUGUCAUAGCAGCAAUGUCAACAUCUUUUCUCAUGGCAAUCCCCGUUGGGAGACAUCUGGGGAGCUUGACCGGUCUAGUGUGGUUGGGGACAAGAUCGAAGAAGACACAAGAGCAUUGGUGGCCCAGAUCACAAGCUGUGGAAAUGACGUCAGCAACAACAUUAUGGUGGUCGCUAUUGUAGGUGUUGGUGGGAUUGGCAAGACCACCCUCGCCCAGAAGGUCUUCAAUGACGAGGCCAUCCAAGGUGACUUCAGCAAAAAGAUAUGGUUGAGUGUCAACCAAAACUUUAGUGAGGUUGAGCUGCUGAGAAGAGCCAUCAUUGAAGUCAGAGGAGAUGCUCGGCCAGUUGGAAAUGCAAAGACCACGCUUCAACGAACCCUCAAGGAAGCUUUGAUUGGCCACAAGACCUUCUUGAUAAUGGAUGAUGUUUGGAACUAUAGAGCAUGGGAGGAUGUGCUCAAAACGCCGUUAGUCAAUGCCGCUGCUGCAGGCAGCCGCGUCCUCAUCACCACUAGAGAUGAAGGUGUAGCCCGAGGGGUGUCAGCUAUAUGGCCAUACCACCACAUUGACACAUUAGCAACCGACGAUGCUUGGUUAUUGCUAAAGACGCAGGUACUCUCAAGUGAGAUAAAUGAAAACCACAUAGAUACGCUAAAGGAUAUUGGACUCAAAAUUAUACAAAAAUGUGGUUAUUUACCACUUGCCCUCAAAGUAAUGGGAGGACUCUUGCGUGAAAGAGGAGGGCUACGUCGCGACUGGCAGCAUGUUUUGGAUGAUUCGAAAUGGUCAAGAACUAAAAUGCCUGAUGAGCUUAACUAUGCAGUUUACUUAAGUUAUGAAUAUAUGCCCUCUUACCUAAAGCAGUGCUUUCUGUACUACUCUCUUCUUCCUAAAAGUAGAAUUUUUACUAUGGAUGAAGUUGUUGGAAUGUGGAUUAGUGAAGGAUUUAUUCAUGGAAAUUCUAAUGAUUUAGAAGAAUUGGGAGCACAUUACUACAAGGAGUUGGUAUCUAGAAACCUGAUAGAGCCAGAUAAAUCAUAUGUUAAUUUAUGGGUUUGCAACAUGCAUGAUGUUGUUCGCUCAUUUGCUCAGUAUAUGACUAAAGAUGAAGCACUCAUAGCUCAAGACGGAGAUAAUGAUAUUCUUGCUAAACUUGGUUCACAAAAGUUUCUUCGGUUGUUCAUAGAAACUAACCGAUCACAAUCAGAUGAACUUGAUUGGAAAUCUCUACAAGCACAACAAUCAGUGAGAACAUUGAUCUCAACUAUCCAGAUUAAGAUGAAGCCUGGUGGUUCCUUGGUUAAUUUUUCUAGUUUGCGGACUCUGCAUAUUGAAUUUAAAAAUAUGGCUGUAUUGGUUGAAUCAUUGCAUCAACUCAAGCAUCUGAGGUAUCUAGCACUAGUAAAUGCUGAUAUAUAUGUACUUCCAGGGAACAUUGGCAAAAUGAAACUGUUGCAAUUCCUUGACCUUGGUGGAUGUACAAAAUUGGUGAAUCUUCCUGAUAGCAUUGUGAAGCUUUGCCAGCUGAGGUUACUUUCACUUCCCGAAGCAAGUAUGGUACCUAGAGGGUUUAGUGGUCUGACAAAUAUGAGGAGACUAUAUAUGUUUCGAGCCCACAUGGAUGGUGAUUGGAGCAGUUUGGACGAGUUGGGGCCUCUUUCCCAACUCAGAGUUCUUGUAUUAACUGAAUUAGAGAAUGUAUCUGCUUCCUCGUUUGCUGCUAAUGCUAGGCUCGACGAGAAGACGCAUCUUAUCAAGCUAUUCCUGGGCUGCACCAGUAAACUGGGAGAUGAUGGGUUGGUCAAAGAGAAGGAAGGUGUCUCCGAGGAAGAGCAGCAACAAAUUGAGAAGGUUUUUGAUAAGCUCUACCCUCCACCUGGUGUAGAAUUUCUUCAAAUCAAUGGGUAUUUUGGUUGGCAACUCCCGAACUGGAUGAUAUCCACAUCAAUGGUACCCCUCAACAACUUGAAGACUAUAUUCUUAUAUGAUCUGGCUUGUUGCACACAACUUCCCAAUGGGUUGUGCCAGCUCCCCAAUCUGCAGUUCCUACAGGUCUCUCGUGCUCCGUGCAUCAAACAUGUGAGGACUGGAUUUGUGCAGGCGGCAACAGCUUCAUUUUCAAGGUUAAACAAAUUAAGCUUGUUCAACAUGGUGGAAUGGGAGGAGUGGGAGUGGGAGGAGCAAGUACAAGCCAUGCCCCGUUUGGAGGAGCUUGUGCUCAAUAAUUGCAGACUGAGGCAUGUUCCUCCAGGCCUUGCCUCCAAUGCAAGCUCUUUAAAAAUAUUAUUUCUAGAACAUGUCAAGCAGCUCAGCUACAUUGAGAGCUUUCCUUCUGUUGUUGAGCUUACAGUGAAUGGAUGCCCUGACCUGGAGAGGAUCACCAAUAUCCCCAAUCUGCAGAAGCUUAACAUCCAGAACUGCCAAAAGUUGAAGGUGUUGGAGCGUAUCGCUUCACUCGAGAGGCUUCUCCUGGAGGAUUACACCAUGGAAAAACUGCCGGAAUACAUGCGAGACAUAAAGCCAAGGUAUUUGCAGUUAUUUUGCAGGCUAUGGUUGCUCUAUGUGGUAGCCGCCGGACAAUCUGGCACUGAGUGGGACAAGUUCAGCCGAGUGGAGCAUGUCAAGGCGUAUGCACCUGAUGGAGACAACCAAAGAAAAUGGUACGUUUUGUACACGAGAGGUGACAACUGCAAGCUGGAUUCAAAUAUUAGCAGCUCUACCAUAUUUGAAGAAACCUUAUCAUCUUCUAUGGUGGAUGCACAAGAAUUUGAAUCUCUGUUCAAAAUGAGAAGAAGCACCUUCAUUUAUGUCUGCAGCUUGGUGAAGAUCCCAUUUUUCGAAGAUAUGAUGGCAAGGGAGCCCACCUUUGUCGAUGGGGGAGUGUUGUCUUUACAAGACAGAGUGGUUGUCUCUCUGAGAAUGUUGAACUCUGGUGACUCUCCGGUUACCGUAGGAUUCUCUCUUGGUGUGAAUGAGUCAACUGUCUCGCUGGUAACUCAGGUGUUUGUUGAGGCUAUAUGGGAGCGAGCAUUGCACCACAUCAGCUGGCCUGGCUCUGCUCAAAUGGAGAAGAUGAAGCGCAAGUUCGACAAGAUACACGGCUUGCCAAGCUGUUGUGGCAUUGUACAAACAGCUCACAUCACAUUUGGAUCACCAAGUGGUGACCAUGAGGAGAAUGACAGCAUGCUAAUGCAAGCCGUGGUUGAUCCAGAUAUGAGGUUCAGAGACAUUUUGUUGGGGCCGUCAGGUAGCAUGAACCAAUUGAGCGUUUUGCACGACUCUUGGCUCUUCAAGUCCUGCCAGGAGGGUACUGUGCUGAAUGGCAGUAAGAUGAAUUUAUCAGAUGGCUUGGAUGUUGGGGAAUACAUAAUUGGUGAUGCAAGAUACCCUCUCCUCCCCUGGCUUCUCACACCUUAUCACCUCGAAGACAAGGACCUCCUCUCUGCAGAUUUUCCUCCUUAUCAAGCCGAGUUCAACAGGAGACACGCUGCAGCAUCAACCAUCAUGACUGCUGUGCUUGCGAGGUUGAAAGACACUUGGAGGAUCCUGGACAGAGGGGUUGGUUCAUGUCCACCUUUCAAAACAAUCUAUGCCUGCUGCAUGUUGCAUAAUAUAGUGAUAGACAUGGAGGAGGAGGACGAGGAAAUUGCAGGGCUGGAGGAGGAGGAGGAGGUGCGGCAGAUAGCGGACGAGGACGCUGUCAGGGUGAGGGACGUACUGGCCAAGCACUUGAUUGAAUCUAGAGAGGAGGAAAAAGAAGCAGCAGCAGUAAUUGCAUCCAGUUCAGGAGAUCAAAACAUCCAGUUCCGACCACAGACAGCAGCGGAUCGGGGAAAGGAGAAAGUGCAUGAUAGAUAG